AGAGAGAGAGAGAGAGAGAGAGAGAGCAGGCCGCCGCAAUUAAGGGUGUUAAUCCUCGUACAAAGAUCGGAAGUAACCGCCACUUUUUAUUUUUUUCCAUGUCGUUUGCGCGACAGUAACGUUCGACCGGAUUUCUACGAUCUUUAUCUAUCACACAUCCGAAGGAUACUCUCUGGACAGGGCUUAGGAAGGAUACGGGGAAGGUGUUGCUGGAACGAUUGAGUGAUUGUCGUUUCUCCUCCAGUUGUGUGCGUGUAACGCGAACGUCUUCGACGUGUCUCUCCCUUCAACGCGACGUUACAAACGGAAACCUGGCUGUGCGACGUGUACGACCGCAAGUGUUGUUCACCGUGGUCUGUUCGUCAACUGGAAGAUGUCAAUAGAUUGAAGCGAGUACGCAGUUGUGUAAAUUAUAUACGGUAUACGCGAGGCACGGUAGCACACACACACACACACACACACACAGACGCGCGCGCGCGCGCAUCGGUAUAUCCGACUGUAAAGCGGGAACACACGUUUUAUGACUUGUAUCGUCGAAUCGAGUGACACAGGACUGCCCGACAUCCGUUACAGAUCGCGGAGGGUGAAGCUGACACAUGCUCUGCCAACUGCGAGGAAGAUACCGUCACUUUGUCGAUUUAUACGAUGCGAUGAGGCGUGUUCAGCUGUUGUGCAUCGCGAGCGACGUGACGAUCAUUCGUGUGUUUGUUGAAUCCUGAAGCACGUUGUUAUCGCUAAUUUGCCACUUAGUAGCCGCCCGUGCGAUGAUUUGUUCUUGAGUACCUCGUUCGGCCAAGAGAGAGGAUUAGAUUUUUCAACGGCUACUGGGCUGUCGCGGGCUUUUCUAAUUCACGGGGACGUAUUUCGCACGUAGAGAACAAGCAACCUGCAACCUGCAACUCUCACACACACACACACACACACACACACACGCACACUCGUAGCGGCACACUCGAAGACACAGACACACGGAAGCUCACCCAAGUCGACCACGUGGCCGUGAAGUGAGCGUCGACUGCGCCAAGAGUAGUAUACGGUAAACACACUCCAUAAGAAGCGGAAUUCGACAGGACCGAGCGUCGUUCUCAAGAGGAUCUCCCAGGAAUUCGCGACAGAAGCGCGAAACUGUUUCAGACCUUCGAAGACACACGUUCUGCCCCGAUAGCGACGAACAGCGUGAUCAGUGUUAACGGAACGCGGCGCUAGAACAGAUCUCGAGGCAGCAGACUCGAAGCAUCCAAACGGCUGGACUCAACUCGUCGGAAUACAUUCCCCUGCGCAAACAGCCGGCCUAGAGCAAGGACUGUGCGAUCUCCCGGCGACUCUUUCGAUUCGAGUCAACAACCCGCCGCGCGCACGUCAGCGUACGUCAGUCUCGUCGUCGCGACAACACGCACACGCAUACGCACGAACAUACACGCGCAGCCGAGAGAUAAGGUCGAAGUGAAGCGCUUCGGGAUUUUUCCGUCGAUCGUCAUCGUCUGAUCGGAGAAGAUUUGGCGCGGAUCAAGCGUCAGCGUUAGCCACGCGCAAGUCAGGAGUCAAUCACCCCGAGUAAACAGCAAGGUAGCAAAAUCCCGCCCGCAGGCAAUCGUUCGCUCAAAGAGGCCCAGGUUGAGGUCGUUCAGCCCGGCUCAACGAUCGGCGUCAACAGGACGUAUCAACAGGCCCCCCAACAAGGAGGGUGGGCGCAGUGGUGCAGUGGUUGCCGGAGAGCCAGCGAGCUUGGGGUGGCCUCGUCCACAGGCGCCUUGGCACCGAGCGCACCGGGCCCCGGGGCUGCGGUGGUGGGUUGCCUGGUUGGGGUGUACCCGUGUUCUCCCUCCUCCACGGGGCCCAGGGGCCCCCUAACUCAUCACCUCCAGGCUAUCCCGAAUCAGCAACAGCCGAUCGGCUGCCGUGCCUGUUGCUGCGUGCAUAGCAAUCACCAGCCAGCUUCGGUCCAGCUUACCAGUCAGCGGGGCGGUCUAUCGCUGAGGGUAGCGAGGGUGGCGUCCACCACCUCCGUCCGAGCCGCCCCCUACGCCCACCCCCAGCACCAGGGGCUGGGGCAGGAGUGCAGGUGUAGGGAGGAGACGGGGGCAUUGGGUGGAGGUGGUGCGCACAUCCUCGGCAGCCCGAUGCUGUUCGUCCCGUUCACGGUACCCACCUUCCCCGCGACGCAUCAUCAGACGACUCAUCCCGCGCAUCAGUCGCAUCAUCAACAGCUGCAGGCCAACACCCAGAAUCCGGUGCAGCAACCGCAGCAGCUCACCCAGCUGAAUCAGCUGAGCCAUCUGAAUCAUCAGGGCAUCGUGCCGGCAACGACCAAUCAGCCGACUAUACACAGCACCAGCUGUUCGCCGCAGCAACAAGCAACGACACCGAAUAAGGAGAUGAAAGUUAACUGGGCGACGUCGCCGGGUAACCAACCAAAGCAGGACACGAGCAAACACUAUCACAUAUUCGUCGGGGACCUGAGUCCGGAGAUCGAGACACAAACCCUGAGGGAAGCGUUCUCAGUCUUUGGGGAGAUCUCAGAUUGCAGAGUCGUGAGGGAUCCGCAGACCUUAAAGUCCAAGGGAUAUGGAUUCGUCUCGUUCGUCAAAAAGGCGGAGGCAGAGAGCGCCAUCGGCACCAUGAACGGCCAAUGGCUCGGUGGCAGAAGUAUCCGGACAAAUUGGGCCACUCGCAAACCACCCGCACCUAAGUCCGAAGCGAACGCGAAACCGCUGACGUUCGACGAAGUUUACAAUCAAAGUAGUCCGACUAAUUGCACGGUGUACUGCGGUGGAUUGACCAACGGUUUAACAGAGGAUCUCAUGCAAAAGACCUUCUCGCACUUCGGCACCAUCCAAGAAAUUCGAGUAUUUAAGGACAAAGGAUACGCUUUCAUCAGGUUUUCCACCAAGGAGUCGGCCACGCACGCCAUCGUGGCGGUACACAACACAGACAUCAACGGCCAAACGGUGAAGUGCAGUUGGGGCAAGGAGAGUGGAGAUCCUAAUAAUGCUCAACAAACUGGACAGGCGUUAUCGUCGGCGACGUACCCAUACUACGCGGCGGCGGCAGCUGCCGCCGCGGCGGCGGCGGGCGUCGCGGGUGUCGGAGGCGUCGGUGGCGUCGGCGGUGCCGGACAACUGGGAUACUGGUAUCCGCCCCAAUCUUAUCCUACGACAGCGACACAAAUGCAAGCUGGCGGCUUUCUUCAGGGCAUGCAGGGAUACACCUAUGGACAGUUCGCCGGAUAUCAACAGGCGCAAUAUAUGGGAAUGGGCAUGGGUGUCCACGCCGCUGGCACAGCGGCAGGAUGGGGCCAGGGAUUACCUGGGGGACCACAGUUACCACCACACCACGCCACGACGGUCACGGCACCCCCAGGGGUGCAAGCCGCACCCCCGCCACCACCGCCACCGGCACAAAUGAUGGCCUACCCGAUGCAACAGUUCCAGUGUGUUCUUGGUUGCGGUCCAGCUAGCGGAUGAGGACUGGCUGACGCCUAGCCUUCUAGUGUGAUGGUAAGCAAGUACACCCCACCAACAGGAACAACUUCUACAGCAACAACAGUUACCACCACCAUCACCUCCUCCUCCACUACUACCACCACCACCACCACCACUACCACCACCACCACCACCACCAUCACCACUACCACCACCACCAUCACCAACAACAACAACAACUACAACAACAACAUUUUCGUCAUCAUCGACGCCACCGCGACAGCAAAAGCAGUAAAACUCAUGCCACUUCCGGCUUGACAACGAGCGAGUCGAAAGACGGCGACCACGAAAACACUCGCUUAGUAAAAAGAAAAAAAGAGAAAAAAACCAAAAAAAAGGAAACGAAAAGGCAAAGUGAGAAAGAGAAAGAAAGAUAUAGCAAAUAAGAAUCAUAAUCCCUAGGUAAAGCCACCCCCUCGAAAGCAAGAUGCAUCCAACAUCCCUUCUCCCCGUAAAUUUGCACGUCCAAAAUGUAAGGGGGAAAAAAAGAGAUACAAGAGCCGCCACCGAUUAUUAAGCGGAGAUACCUCUCGUCCAGUCUUUAGGAUAAACUAGCAUCUCGCUCGGCUUGAAGAAAUAGAUAGCGUUCGCCGUAAACAGUAGUGCCCGAAGCUUCGAUACAAAAUACGCGAAAUCCGGCAUACGCGCGAAUUCGCCAUGUGACGGUCUGACGAGUGGUAUAUUUUUGUUUUCUUUUUUUUGCUGUCUGUAGCGAAAACGGCCAAUUACGCAUACUAUGUAUCGUCCAGCGAGUACACGAGCACAUGAGAAACACGAAUCCGCACAUGUUCAACGGGAUCCCCGGUUAUCAAUGUUACCCGUAUCAAUGUUUAUCAAUAAAUCCCCCGUAUCAAUGUUUAUCAAUAAAUACGCAUUUAACGAUGCGCAUAAAUUCGGACGAACCUGCGAAGAAACGGAAGAGCGUCGAUACAGACCGCCGGAUACCGACUCGUUACCCGGAUUCAUUAUUUUUGUAGUUUGGGCUUAACAGCGAAAAAAAAAAAGAAAUAAUAACUCAAAGACGUAAUGUC
Messenger RNA from Harpegnathos saltator (Jerdon's jumping ant), 4513 nucleotides. Its product is annotated as nucleolysin TIAR. Gene Ontology annotation, molecular function: RNA binding. Lineage: Eukaryota; Metazoa; Arthropoda; Insecta; Hymenoptera; Formicidae. The record is from RefSeq and is a predicted model, not a curated record. The transcript has 11 exons. The coding region runs from base 2121 to 3464 and encodes 447 amino acids.